AUGAAGCCAGAAGCGAUUUUCACCGAUAAGGGAUAUGAUAUGGCGGUAGCGGUUAGACUUGAUGCCAUAAAUCGGCAAUUACUAAAGCUGGGUGAUUUCGGGGCGAUCGACUAUACUUUGUAUAUCGAAGCAGAUGUUGACGCUGAUGAUAAUUGGGUGUAUUCGCUGAAAUCGCGGCCUCAAGAAAUUCUCUUAGACCCCACAACCGGAAGACCAAAGAAACCCACCCUUAUUGGCGAAUAUCGACCUUUCUUUGAAGCGACCCCAGGAAAUAGCCGAACAAUAAUGCUGAGUGUGGUGUUCCGGUCUGGACAGAUCUGGGCCCCAGGAGCGUCGGGCUCGGGACUCUGCUGGGAUGAUAUUGGCGAUCAUUUCAAGAAUAUAAUCUCAGUGGAUGCUUCGAUGGCAAUGCUUAGCCCUCGCUCGGGACUCUGCCAUUCCUUCGACAUCACAGGGAAAGUCUUCAAUAUUUGGCUUGCGGCCUUUGCUGGAACAGGUUCCUUUCUCUUUGGAUACGAUGCCGGUGUGAUGACCGAUGUCAUCGGCUCGCCCAACUUCCUGAACUACUUCAAUACAACCGAUACUUCUGCGAUCAUUGGCGCUAUCAAUUCAUUCAACGGCGGCGCAGUAUUCGAUUCCCUCAUGGGAGGGCUCACAAUGGGUCACUUUGGAAGGAAAAUGACCAUUCAGAUCGGCGCGCUUAUCUGUCUCAGUAAAUGA
Messenger RNA from Venustampulla echinocandica, 720 nucleotides. RefSeq lists its product as uncharacterized. Bases 1 to 720 code for a protein of 239 amino acids. Gene Ontology annotation, cellular component: membrane. Lineage: Eukaryota; Fungi; Ascomycota; Leotiomycetes; Helotiales; Pleuroascaceae. Gene Ontology annotation, molecular function: carbohydrate:proton symporter activity. Gene Ontology annotation, biological process: carbohydrate transport. The transcript has 4 exons. The record is from RefSeq and is a predicted model, not a curated record.